Malaya genurostris is the source of this 6121-nucleotide messenger RNA. RefSeq lists its product as uncharacterized. Bases 362 to 5950 code for a protein of 1862 amino acids. The transcript has 16 exons. The record is from RefSeq and is a predicted model, not a curated record. Lineage: Eukaryota; Metazoa; Arthropoda; Insecta; Diptera; Culicidae. Gene Ontology annotation, molecular function: protein binding.
AAGAUUAGCAAUGCAAGUACAGACGACUAAUCUGGGAUCUGUCGUGUUAUAUCCUCGACGCUGCCAGUUUAGUUCGCGAUCAGUUACUUACGGUGCCGGAUGAAAGUGAAAUUCUAGGCUGGUGUAUUCAGUGCCGAGUGACGAUGAGACCCGUUGGGUUAGCUAAAGUUUAGGAUAGUAACCGUAUAGUAGUGACGUAAAGUGUAGUGAUAUCGGUUAUAAUCGAAUAAAUCGGCUUCAACAUUGUUUCAGUGAAUUGGUUUGAUUGAAUAAUGCUGUGAAAACAUAUCGUCUAAUUACACGACGAUGUUGAAAAUAAAAUAACAAUGUAACAGGAAUUACCAGUAUCAUAUUUGGCAUUAUGAUCCGAGCGACCCAAGGACCCACUUUCUACCCGUUCAUACCGUGGACGGUAGUUGCAUUAACUGCUCUGUUUGUGAUUAGAUCGUAUGCAAGUGACGAUCACAUUUGCAUACGAUAUGAAAGCUACACCGACCUGGAAACUGUUCCCCGCAACCAAACCGUGCAGGUACUUACCAGGGAAUGGUGCUUGGAGAUUCCACCCCGCUGCACGUCAUAUCGACCCGAGAUCAAGGAAGUCUACGUAAAACAGAACGUCACCAAAACACGCCGAAUAGAAUACUGCUGUGAGGGAUAUGAAAGUACCAUCACGAAUGCCACUGCUCGAGUCUGCCGACCAAUUUGCCGCGGUGGAUGUGGACGAGGAACCUGUCAGGCACCCAACAGUUGCAACUGUGAGCAUGGUUUCACCGGAAAACACUGCACGCAACGUUGCCGAAAUGGCACUUGGGGCGAGAGCUGUAAAAGUCGCUGCCAUUGCCAGAAUCAUUCGGUGUGCGACGCAAAAACGGGGCACUGCCGUUGUUCGGAUGGUUGGAUUGGGCAUCAUUGUGAAUCUCCCUGUCCGGCAGGACAUUACGGAACAUUGUGCAAGAACCGCUGCAACUGCAACACUUCUAGAUGCAAUCACAUAACCGGCAAUUGUCUUGUCGACGACGGUCAAGUGAUGUUCGAAAACAUUACUCGAGUAGUGGAAAAUAACUGGUCGAAUGAAAGCACCGAGCGGAUAUCCGUAGAACAAUGGAUUAAAGUGAACACAACCGUUGGUUCCGUCACUACAGAAUCGGUCACCGUGCAAGCAGAGAUUCAUGAGCCGUUUUCGAGCAACGCUACUUACGCUCAGUCGUAUCAGGAAUAUCUACCUGCUAAUACCAGUAUCAGUCUAGUUCCGUUGGAUGAUCUAACGACUACGACCGAUGCUACCAAGAAUGACACUAUUUACGAGAUUGUAGCUUCGACUACUAAAGUAGAAAUUACCUUCAUUGACACAUCCCUGAACAGUGUGGAAUCUCCAUCGGAAGGAGGUGGGACCGUCAAUGGAAACAGAACAGAGUUUGUUUACGUAGAAUCUGAUAACCAUUCCGAUUUGGUAGAAUUGAUCAACGGGAAGGAAUCAUCCGGGGAGGAAGUCGAACAGGAGGAAGUGAAUAACAAACAGGCGAUUGCUACCAUUUCCUGUCUAUUGCUGACAUUAGCUCUGCUGCUGUCGGUGGUGGCUUACAUGAAGAACCUCAAUCGCAAGACAAUGAAAAAACAACAACAGCAGCAACAACAAACCGUCAAGUGCACGGACGAUGAAAAGGGACCGGAUAGUCCUAGAAUUCUUGAACCACUCCCGGAUCUUCCGCGGGUGAUUUACACAAAAGUGAAGUCAAAAAAUCAGCGAAACGGAAAUACUCAACUGGAACACUACGAUGUUCCGGCAAACAACACAUCGGUGAAUAAAUCAUCACCGUACAAUUACAACUUUACUAUUAGUAGCAGUAAACUGCCACAGGUGGUCCCUGCACGGAAAUACAGCCUUGAGCAUAUCUACGAUGAGAUUCAGUACCCGCCAUUCGAGGACAUGAACGCAUCCUCGGCGGGAACCGACAGCAAACAUUUUUCCAAGUCUAUACUCACCGACUCCAAAAUGACACCGGUGAAAGUGAUUGAUGAAAUAAAAGGAAACAAGUUGAUCUUUUUGACGGCAGCAGCAGCAUGCUGGAUGACAAUGGUGUUUGGACAGGAAGGAAUCAAAACCUGGCGGAAAGGAGGAGGCCAAGUCGUUCAGAUGAUUAACUUCAACCAAACUAUCGUAGAAGAUCAACCAAGGGAAAACAUGAUGAUGGAGCUGCAGCGUGGCAACGAAUCGCAAAGUGCAUUGGACAAAUUCAUGAACAAAACUAAAAAUCUGAUCCCGACCGGAGUUUGCUUCGAAGAAGUUCCCACCGUAAGUCUGUUGAAACCGAACACCAAAGUUAUACCAGCCGGAAAUGGAUCGGAUCUAUCGCUGAGUCGAGUUCAGGUUUGCUGCAAGGGUUACGAACGUAACGUUCACAACUUCCGCAAGUGUGAUCCGGUGUGCGAUCAACCCUGCUUCAACGGUUUGUGCGUCGGACCGAAUACAUGCUCUUGCUAUCCGGAUUUUGUGAAAAACCACCAAGGAAAGUGUGUUCCAACUUGUCCGAUCGGAUGUGACAAUGGCGACUGUGAUCUGGCUCUCAAACUUUGCGUGUGCAAGAAUGGAUUCGAACUGGAUGAAACGCAUCAGUUUUGUGUUUACAAGUGCACCGGUGGUUGUGGAAAUGGCCGGUGCGUAGGCCCGGAGAAGUGCGAAUGUACGGAUGGUUAUGAACAGAACGAGAAAGGUAAAUGUGUUCCCCGUUGCGAAAAAGGAUGUGGUGCUGGAGAUUGCGUCGCCCCCGGAGUUUGCCAAUGUCGACCGGGAUAUGAGGAAAGUGAAAAUGGAUGUGAGCCCGUUUGCUCCGAUGGAUGCUUCAACGGAGUCUGCACGGCACCGGAAACAUGCACAUGCAAGCCAGGCUACAAACAGGGCAACUUCAGCAAUAACUGUGAACCGUCUUGCGAUGGGCCUUGUUUGAACGGCGUAUGUACGGGACCGAACACAUGCAGUUGCAAUCGGGGCUAUGUUCUGGACGAGAUCAAUCCACUGAAAUGUUUGCCUCAUUGUCCGAAUGGCUGCCCGAACGGAGUCUGCUCCGGACCAAAUAUGUGUCUGUGCAAUUCCGGCUACAUCAAGGAUCGCAGCCUGAAAGGAAGUCAAGCCUGUGUGAAACGAACGAUCAAAAUGUUGUACUUGAAAAUUAUCGCAGUAGGCUUGUGUUCGGCGUUUAUGUUGGAUGCUGUCCAAGCGGCGGAACCGUGUUCCAAUACUACAGUUAAAAUUGAAUAUGUACGCAAGAAUGGCAAGAAUUUCAUGGUGGCACGGAACAAGUGCUGCAAAGGCUACACCCGCCAGAAGAACAAAUGUGUACCGGUUUGUUCCCAGCCGUGCGAGAACUCCAAAUGUACCGCACCUAACUUUUGCACCUGCAAUACAGGUUACCAGCAGUUUUCGAACUUCAGAUGCAUUCCACAUUGCGAAGGUUGCGACAAUGGAUUCUGCAUCAGACCCGGAUACUGUCAGUGCGAUUCCGGCUACUAUCAUGCUAGUAAUGAAAGUUGCAUAGCGGAGUGCAACAACUGCGAAAAUGGAUAUUGCUCCGAACCAAACGUGUGUCGAUGUGAAGAAGGCUAUCGACUUGUUAUCUUGAAUGACUUGCGAAUAUGCGAGCCGGAAUGCGAUGAUGGAUGUCCAAACGGAAAGUGCGUUGCGCCGAAUGAAUGUCUCUGCGACGAAGGGUUUAUCAAAAGCGAAUCUGGCCAGUGCCAGAGGGACACGCCAUCGACAACGACUCCCGAACCUUGCGAACAAGGAUACGAGGAGAUCAAUGGAACAUGCAUUCCGAUUUGUAACGAACCGUGCAUUCAUGGCGAGUGUAUGGCUCCGAACCAGUGCGAAUGCUACGAAGGAUACUCGAAUAUCAACUCUACGAAGAAUCAUAGAUGUCUGCCGAUUUGUGCGAACGGAUGUUUGAACGGCGAUUGUGUCGCUCCCGGCAAGUGCAUCUGUCAUAAAGGCUACGGAAAGAUAGCGGAGGAAUGUAUUCCGCUAUGCGAAAAGUGUUACAGAGGACACUGCGUUCGACCUGAUGAGUGUAUCUGUGACCGAGGUUACGACUUGAUAGACGGCGAUUGUAUCCCGAUUUGCGAGGAAGAGUGUCGAAAUGCUGUAUGUACUGGUCCGAACUCGUGCACAUGUCUUCCGGGUUACAAUUAUACGGACAUUAAUUAUUUGUUCGACUGUUUGCCGGUAUGCGACGAUGACUGCGAAAAUGGCGUUUGUAUAGCACCGAACACAUGCGACUGUAAUCCAGGAUUCGUGAAAUAUGAUGACGCCUGUGUGGAUCCGAUAGUUGUGUGUCGAGCGGUAUGUAUUAACGGUGUCUGCAAUGAGGAUGCAAAGUGCAUCUGCAAUUACGGUUACAUAAUGAACAUGAUUGGUUUAUGUGAAAAGACCUGCCCGAACGGUUGUGUCCAUGGGGAAUGUAUCGGUGGUGAGUGUCUGUGCAAUGAAAACUACCGGCUUACAGAGACGAACUCUUCCGUUUGUGAACCUAUUUGCGAUGAAGGGGAAGAUGAAGAAUAUGAGAAUGGGUGCUUGAAUGGCAGAUGCAUCGAGCCGAACGUUUGUCAGUGCGAUGACGGAUAUGAUUUCAUCGAUGGUAGUAAAACACGAUGUCAAUCGGUUGAAGAACUUCGUCUUGAAAAGGAAAGGCGACUGAAGGAAGAAAUGUGUCAAAGCGCUUGCAGAAAUGGAGUGUGUGCUCAAGGUUACUGUCAGUGUUCGGUAGGUUACAGUAAUCCCAAAGGCCAGGAUCAUCGAUGCGUUCCGGUAUGCGAACCUGAAUGCCGAAACGCCAGUUGUAUUUUACCUAACCAAUGCCAGUGUGAUGUUGGAUACGAAUUUUACAAUCAUAGUAGUACAGAUUGUAUCCACGAAGAAACCAUUAGAAAGCUGAAGACACAGCAAAAACAAGAUCAUUGCGAAGAGAACUGUCAGAAUGGAAACUGUGAAGAGGGAAAGUGUUUCUGCGUAGUGGGAUUCCGUCCGUCAGCUAGUGACGAAUUCAACUGCCAACCGUACUGUGACCGACCGUGUUUGAACGGAGUCUGUGCUGGUAACAAUCGAUGCCGGUGCUUUGAAGGGUAUAGAAACGUCAAGGACGGUACUGCGUGUGAACCAGAGUGCGAACAUGAUUGCUUGAAUGGCCGAUGCGUUGGACCCAAUGAGUGUGAGUGUAAUCCCGGGUAUGUUUUUGAAGAUGGAAGCGUUCAUAAAUGUGAAAAUGAGUCAUCGAAGAAGGAAGCUAUUGCCAGUGAGAAACAACUUGCUUGCAAGGCAAAAUGUGAUAACGGCAUUUGUAUUGAAGGGCGCUGUAAGUGUUUUGAUGGAUACAACAAUACCGAUACAACCAAAUCAACGUGCGUGCCGUGGUGUCCGGUUGGAUGUGAACAUGGUGAAUGUCGUACUCCUGGGGAGUGUGCCUGUUACGAGGGAUAUGAACUUUCAAGUGAACACAGCUGUAAACCGAUUUGUGAACAAGAUUGCAUAAAUGGAUUCUGUGGUAGCCCAGGAAAAUGUCAUUGUUCUCCGGGUUAUACGAAGACAGAUGACGACGGUAUGUGCAUUGCCGACUGUGGUGACGAGGGCUGUUUGAAUGGACACUGUGUAGCACCGUACGUUUGUGAAUGCUUUGCCGGAUAUCAGCAGGACGAAGAGGAUACCACAAUAUGUCAGUUGAUCCCGGAAAUCAUCUACAAGGUUGAUAGUGACUCUCUGAUCUACAACGUGGCCUACAUCAAAUACUGUAUUCCGCUGGUCGUGAUAGUGGUGCUCAUAACGGCCGCCAUCGUCACGAUGAUCGUGCUGCGCAACAAAAGAAAAGACUACCACGUCGGCAAAUUGGAGACGAAGGAAAACUGCGUAUAUUUCAUGCCCCAGCCGAAUUCAGGGAAGGACGAUGACGACAAGUUUAGUGUUUAGAUUACGAAGAAAUUCAGGAUAGUGAGAGGUGGUGGAGUGAGUGGUCAUCAACUUGUAAAUAAUAGACUGUAAGAAACACUGUACUCUUUGUCGUAUCUGAGACGAACUGUGUUUAAUUUAUUUUGUAUAACAAUCAACGAUACCAUUGAAUAAAUAUAAGUAAAAAGGAAA